Loxodonta africana (African savanna elephant) is the source of this 1514-nucleotide messenger RNA. Its product is annotated as male-enhanced antigen 1-like. Gene Ontology annotation, biological process: spermatogenesis. Bases 149 to 670 code for a protein of 173 amino acids. The transcript has a single exon. Lineage: Eukaryota; Metazoa; Chordata; Mammalia; Proboscidea; Elephantidae. The record is from RefSeq and is a predicted model, not a curated record.
UUAUAAGCAUUAAUUUUCUACACAUAUGUGCAUUACACACCAAGAAAGUCAAGCAAAAACACAACUCUUUGCUAAUUAACUUUUUUUUAACUUGAAAACUUCAGCAAAUAAAAAUAGUAUAGAGGGCUCCGAGUGGCUCCUGCCCCAAAUGGCAGCAGUAAUUCUAGGGGGAGACACCAUGGGCCCAGAGGGUAUCUUCCCCAAUCAGACUGAGGAACUGGGGCCUCAGGUAGGCCCCACAGAAGGCACUGGAGAUUGGGGCAGUGAGGAACACAAGAAACACCAGGGGGAAGCAUGGGCAGGUCCAACUGGUUACUCCUACCAGCCCCUGAACCAAGAUUCUGAACAAGAGGAAGUGGAGUUGGCACUGGUGGGGGAUGGAGAUGUAGUUGCUGACAUCCAGGAGUGGUUCCAGUUCCUGGGGCUACAUUUGCCAGACUCUCCAUUAAAGAGUGAAGAUGAAGAAGUGGAGGGAGCUUCAGCAUUGAAGAACUACAGCUAUAUUCCCAUGGACCCAGAACACGUAGAGCUGAUGAAAAGGACAAUGGAUGGAAUAAGCCUGCCUGCACGAGCAGUUCCGGCCUGGGCUCUGGAGAUCUCAGAUGCUGAAUGGGAAGAUGUGAUACAGGAGGCCCUCCAAGCCCAGAAGGCAUCACCAGCCUGGAAGUGAUGACACUGAGCUGCCUUAUCUCACCCUGCAUUCCAGGCCAGAAGUAGCACAGGACUGAACACUUCCCAGGUUUUUAUGCCCACCUCCAUCUUCCCCAUCUCCCUUUCCACAUUAAGGCAAAUCAGACUUCUCAGAGACCCAAUUUAUUCAGUUCUGUACAUAUGGGCACACUGGCCCAAGCCCAACCCACCGUAGCAUGAACCAGUCUAUGGAGAAUAAAGCACCCUAUGUACACAGCCAAAAAAAAAUAAAAUUAGUACAUGCUUCGCGCUUGGAAUGUUUCUCUCAAUGUCCUUCAAAACGUGGGUGUGCCAGGUGAUCAUGCUUAUCAGUUUGUGGCAGGUUAAUACAGUCCACGCAAGGCCCCCUCUUUUGUGAUGUUUAUUUUGCUAUUCUAUUUAUAUGCACAUUCCCAUUCCUGCCUUUGGUCCCAACAUUGGUAACCAUUCUGUUUAGUGUAGAUCUUUUUUUUUUUAAUUUUUAUUGUGCUUUAAGUGAAAGUUUACAAACCAAGUCAGUCUCUCAUACAAAAACUUAUAUACACCUUGCUACACUGGCCUUCAAAGCAUUCAGUUUAUUCAGGAAACUUCUUUGCUUUUGGUUUAGGCCAGUUGUGCUGACCUCUCCUGUAUUGUGUGUUGUCUUUCCCUUCACCCAAAAUAGUUCUUAUCUACUAUCUAAUUAGUGAAAACCCGUCUCCCUCCUUCUUUCCUUGCUCUCGUAACCAUCAAAGAAUAUUUUCUUCUGUGCUUAAACUAUUUUUCAAGUUCUUAUAAUAGUGGUCUCAUACAAUGUUUAUCCUUUUGCAACUGACUAAUUUCACUCAGCAUAAUGCCUUCCAGGU